Molecule: messenger RNA, 3519 nt
Organism: Drosophila navojoa
Lineage: Eukaryota; Metazoa; Arthropoda; Insecta; Diptera; Drosophilidae
Gene: Dop1R2
Product: dopamine receptor 2
Biological process (GO): adenylate cyclase-activating adrenergic receptor signaling pathway; positive regulation of MAPK cascade
Cellular component (GO): plasma membrane
Molecular function (GO): G protein-coupled receptor activity
Source: RefSeq, a predicted model, not a curated record
GUUUUUCGUCUUUCACGGUGGCAUUUCUUGUGGCUGGCAGUUUUUGUGCUUCAUUCUUUUGGAAGUUCUUGGGUCGGUGGCUGCGCUGCUUGAAGAGUCAACACUUUUGGGCAUGCAGAGAUCCACUAGGCUCACAUUUUGACUUACUGCACAUCAACGGCCUCAUCAUGCUCAUCGCGUAAGAAUGAGGCGUCGAGUUCAGCGGGCGGAAAUGGAGCAGGAUAUGGAACAAGAGCUGGAACAGAAACUGGAACUGGAAUUGUGUACCAAGUCAACCGCAGCGCUCUUCAAUUAGAUUGCUGCCAACACCAUGGCCAUGGCCAUGGCCGUGGGCAGUGCGGAGGCUCGUCAGGUGGCGGCGCCGGAAGCGAAUGCCGCUGGGCCUGGCAUUGUGGAGCCAGUGCUCGCGCUGCUGCGCAGCGAUGUGGUCAAUCAGACGCGUGCGCCGGUCUUCUACAACAGCUACAACAUCUCCGAGGAUGUCUUCUACUACUUCAAUGGCUUCAAUCCGGCGCCAACCAGCACGGAGUCAGCGUUGAGCGUGAACAGCACGAGCGGAGCGACAGCCGAGCCCACACUGGAGCCGGAUCUGGCUGACUUCCUGGAGGCGCUGCCCAAUGAUCGCGUCGGGCUGCUGGCCUUCCUCUUCCUCUUCUCGUUCGCGACGGUCUUCGGCAACUCCCUGGUCAUCCUGGCUGUCAUCAGAGAGAGGUACUUGCACACGGCCACCAACUACUUCAUCACGAGCCUGGCGGUGGCCGACUGCCUGGUGGGUCUGGUGGUGAUGCCAUUCUCGGCGCUGUACGAGGUGCUGGAGAACACGUGGUUCUUUGGCACCGACUGGUGCGACAUCUGGCGCUCCCUGGACGUGCUCUUCAGCACGGCGUCCAUACUGAACCUGUGCGUCAUCUCCUUGGAUCGCUACUGGGCCAUUACGGACCCCUUCAGCUACCCCAUGCGGAUGACGGUGAAGCGUGCCGCUGGCCUGAUUGCCGCCGUCUGGAUUUGCUCGAGCGCCAUCAGCUUUCCAGCCAUUGUCUGGUGGCGGGCCGCCAGGGAUGGCGAGAUGCCCGCCUACAAGUGCACCUUCACCGAGCACCUGGGCUAUCUGGUGUUCUCCUCCACCAUAUCCUUCUACCUGCCACUGCUGGUGAUGGUGUUCACCUACUGUCGCAUCUACCGCGCGGCAGUCAUCCAGACGCGCUCCCUUAAGAUCGGCACCAAGCAGGUGCUGAUGGCCUCCGGCGAACUGCAGCUGACGCUGCGCAUUCAUCGUGGCGGCACCACCCGAGAUCCGGCGCCCAAUACACAUCAGGUCUCGAGCGGUGGCGGUGGUGGCGGCGGCGGCGGCUCCCUCAGCCACUCGCACUCGCACUCGCACCAUCACCACAAUCACAGCGGCGGCACAACGACAUCCACGCCCGAGGAGCCGGACGACGAGCCGCUAUCAGCGCUGCACAACAACGGGCUAGCCAGACAUCGACACAUGGGCAAGAACUUUUCGCUCUCGCGCAAGCUGGCCAAGUUUGCCAAGGAGAAGAAGGCGGCCAAGACGCUGGGCAUUGUGAUGGGCGUGUUCAUUGUGUGCUGGCUUCCAUUCUUUGUGGUGAAUCUGUUGUCCGGCUUCUGCAUCGAGUGCAUUGAGCACGAGGAGAUUGUUUCGGCGAUUGUGACAUGGCUGGGCUGGAUCAACUCCUGCAUGAAUCCUGUGAUCUACGCCUGCUGGAGCAGAGACUUUCGCAGAGCUUUUGUGCGACUCCUGUGCAUGUGCUGCCCCCGCAAGAUACGCCGCAAGUAUCAGCCCACAAUGCGCUCCAAGUCACAGUGUCACGUCGCUGCCGCCAUGGUGGCUGCCUCAACAUCCUUUGGCUACCACUCCGUCAACCAGCUGGACCGCAACCUCAUGUGACGUCAGCCCAGCAGCUGCAGCACUUGCAGCGGCAGCAGCAACUGUGGCGCCGGUGUCGGCUCCGGCUCCGGCUCGGGCGCCCGCAACUCUCAUCAAUAUCAUUCGUCAGCGGCGGCCACGCCCUCAUCUUCGCAGCGCUCGUGCACGCGCUGCCAGAGCUUCCACCGGCACCACCAUCGCUCCAGGCGCCGCAGCUCAGGCAUGCAGCUGCGCGGCGACUACAACUCGACGUCGGCGGUGAACAGCGCCGCCAAAACGCUGGUCACCAUCACAGCGCCGCCGGCGGCGGCUGCCUCGGCCAGCUCGCUACAUCUGGGCAGGCCCACAUCGAUGUCCACGCUGACGCUGGCCUCGGGGCCGACGUCGCUGCUGCUGGACGCCACGCUGGGUGAUGACGGCAUAAAGGCUGGAUCCGGUAGCGCUGCCAAUACGCCAGUUGCACCACCAGCAGCAGCUGCGAAACACACCAGCUUUGCUCUGACGCCCACCAUAAUGGGCGCACCGCAGUCGCAGUCGGGUUCGGGCUCGGGCCACCAUGUCUCGUUUAUGCCCUUGCCAUUGCCGAUGAUGGGCAUCAAGCGUUUGCGCGACUCCAACUCCAACUCGUCGCUCAGCUCACCAGCUGUGGCUGUGGCCAAGUCUAAGGCGACCGGCUCGGCACCGUCUCUGGUAGAGGCAGCCGAGUCGCCAAGCGAGAGGAAACACACAGUGCUGGAGAUGCGGCAGAGCGUGCAGAGCCAGAUCACCACGCUGGAGGAUGUGGACGAUGAGCUGGAGAGCGAGGACAAUACCGACAGCGACAGCGUGGGCGUGGCUCUGGUGCAGACGACGCCGCAGCUGGAGUACCAGGCGGGCAUUGGCUCGAGCUCCUCGAGCACCUCGAUAAAGUAACCAUAUUAGUGAUAAGAUCUGCAUAGUUAUACGUGUCUAUUGAGCUAAUAACUUGACGAUCUCGAUGUGCCCCACCAGGGGCGAAUAAGUGUUUUAGUUUAUUGCAUAAGUAGUUAAACAUAGCCGUCAUAUCUUAGCUCUUCCAUUGAUAGAAUAUAUGUAUAUCCUAAGCUCCUUACUUCCUGCAUCUUGUAAAUGCUUCUCAGCUCAUCCUCUACCUUGACUCUACCUGAACGCCAUCGCCCCAGCCUGUCCUCGUACCUGACACAUUCGCUCUCUUGCCCUCUCUUUCCAGUUCAAGUACUACUCAAGCCUUAUAAUAUAUCACUCCCAUUUCAUACUCUACAAUAUUACGGGUGCAAAAGAAUUUAAACCUACCAAAUAACCAAUCGAAUAGCUAAAGGCCAGGUUGAUGCACAAUUUUGUACGUAACUUGAGUUACCUGUCGCAAUCGGGUUUCCUCAAUCAGGCCAGUUAAACAUGUCUAAAUGUGAUGUCUACUACUACUACUAUAUUGUCUACUACUAUAAGGCGCCAACUGCAGAAGAAACGCAGGAGAUUACAUAAACACAGAUUACAUGGAUAUAUAAAAUACAAAGUUCAACUUAAGCGGAAAUAGGAUAGAAUCAUCACCGUGCGGUCAAAGUUCAUAAAAUGGGUAUUUGCUUAUCAUACGUAGCCGAAGUUAUUCGCAUCUUCAUCCAAGCUCCAAGCGGCAA